GCAAGAAGCAAUAAAGUUGAUAGAUGAUGGGUUAAGGGAUGAAAGAAAGCAGAAGUGUUAUGGAAAAGAGUUUGGUGAGAAGAAUGGAAGAAGAGGAAAAGCUUAUGCAAUCUUACCCUCACUAUUGGGGAUUCACCCCAGAACAAGACUACUACAACCAGAAUGGAAUCAGAGCUACAAAAUCGGACUUCAGGACGGCGCGUGGCCUCAAGCUCUUUACAAGAUCAUGGCUUCCAAACCCUACCAUCACCCCACGCGCCCUCGUCUUCAUGGUCCACGGCUACGGCAACGACAUCUCCUGGACCUUCCAAGCCACCCCCAUCUUCCUCGCCCAAUCGGGGUUCGCCUGCUUCGCCGUCGACCUCCAAGGCCACGGCCACUCCGAAGGCCUUAAAGCCUUCGUCCCCUCCGUAAACCUCGUCGCACACGAUUGCCUCUCCUUCUUCAACUCUAUCAAACAACAAAACCCUCAAUUCCAACACCUCCCCUCUUUCCUCUUCGGCGAGUCCAUGGGCGCCGCCAUCUGCCUCCUCAUCCACUUCCUCUCCCCUGAACCCUUCAACGGCGCCGUUUUAGUCGCCCCCAUGUGCAAAAUCUCCGACAGUGUCAGACCCAGAUGGCCCAUUCCUCAGAUCCUCACCUUUCUCGCCAGAUUCUUCCCCACUCUCCCCAUCGUCCCCACCCCCGAUCUCCUCUUCAAGUCCGUCAAGGUUCCCCGCAAGAAACUCAUCGCCAACAUGAACCCUUUGAGAUAUCGCGGAAAGCCUAGAUUGGGCACCGUCGUCGAACUUUUAAGGGUGACCGACUUCCUCAAUCAAAGGCUCUCUGAUGUCAACCUUCCUUUCAUUGUCUUGCACGGCAGCGCCGAUGCUGUCACCGACCCCGAUGUGAGUAGGGAGUUGUACCGCGAAGCCAGGAGCCUCGAUAAGAGCAUCAAGGUUUACGAAGGGAUGAUGCAUUCCUUGCUGUUCGGAGAGACCGAUGAAAAUGUUGAGAUUGUAAGGAACGAUGUUCUGUCGUGGCUUCUCGCUAGGUCUGGUGGGGAAACAAGACUUCAAUGACGAAGAUUUCAAGGUUCUGUUUUGUUAAUUGUGUUGAUGCAACACCAAAAUGUGAACUGUACUGUCCAUUUCAUCCAACAAUUCUAAUUUAUGAAUAUAUGAAUGCAAGAAAUUUAUUCACUUCAUCGUUUCUGUA
This is a messenger RNA of Vigna radiata var. radiata (mung bean), 1197 nucleotides long. RefSeq names its product caffeoylshikimate esterase. Gene Ontology annotation, molecular function: lipase activity. Bases 39 to 1061 code for a protein of 340 amino acids. Lineage: Eukaryota; Viridiplantae; Streptophyta; Magnoliopsida; Fabales; Fabaceae. The record is from RefSeq and is a predicted model, not a curated record. Gene Ontology annotation, cellular component: membrane. The transcript has a single exon.